Messenger RNA from Hevea brasiliensis (rubber tree), 1024 nucleotides. Its product is annotated as BI1-like protein. The record is from RefSeq and is a predicted model, not a curated record. The coding region runs from base 80 to 826 and encodes 248 amino acids. NCBI's taxonomy places the organism in Eukaryota, Viridiplantae, Streptophyta, Magnoliopsida, Malpighiales, Euphorbiaceae. Gene Ontology annotation, cellular component: membrane. The transcript has 4 exons.
CAUUCUAUUUCUAUAUCUCAUCUGUUUCCCUGAAAAAACAAGGUAGACAAGAAAAGUCAAGAAAUAGAGAGAGGAAGAAAUGUACGGAUUCUCGAGCCUGAGUACCAAGGAUUUAGGGAAGGAGGUUGAUCUCGAGGCUGGCAAUGGAGAGACGUUGUACCCUGGUUUGAGUCUGGGGGAGAACCAACUUCGAUGGGGCUUGAUCCGCAAGGUCUACGGCAUUCUUGCCGUCCAGCUGAUGCUCACCACCAUAGUCUCCGCCUUCACCGUCCUCUACACCCCUGUCAACGCUCUCCUCGGUGACAGUCCUGGCCUCCUUUUGCUCCUCUGCAUCGUUCCCUUCAUCCUGCUGUGGCCCUUGCACGUUUUUCACCAGAAGCACCCAGUCAACCUGAUUCUCCUUGGUCUCUUCACUGUGUCGCUAAGCCUUUUGGUUGGAGUAAGCUGUGCUAAUACAGAUGGGAAAAUUGUGCUUGAAGCACUAAUUUUAACCUCAGUUGUGGUUUGCUCUCUAACUGGAUACACUUUCUGGGCUUCUAAGAAGGGUCAUGACUUCAGCUUUUUGGGACCAAUUUUAUUCACCAGCCUCAUCAUACUCAUCGUAACUAGUUUUAUCCAGAUGUUCUUCCCUCUUGGCUCAACAUCUACAGCUAUCUAUGGUGGAAUCAGUGCUCUGGUUUUCAGUGGAUAUAUUAUUUAUGACACUGACAACCUGAUCAAGCGCUUCUCAUAUGAUGAAUAUAUUUUGGCCUCUGCUGCUCUCUACCUGGACAUUCUGAAUCUGUUCCUUUCCAUUUUACGUGUUCUGAGUCAAAGAAGCAAUUAGUUUUUACAAGAUACUCUUUACCAGCCUAGCAGGCAUGCAAGCUAUACCUUCAUAAAAACUAAAUCCAGUUAAGAUUGUGGAUGGUUGAUAUUGUGUUGAAUGUACUUGUGACGAGAGGAUUGUUGAUUCAUGCAGAAUCCUAAUGUCUUGCAUUUACCUUAAUCAAAUCUACUAUAGUAAAUAGAUUUGUUGUUGGAA